AUGCCAUACGCUGGGUUGGUGUCCAACAAGUCAGCGGACCCACCGGUUGUCUCUCCAUCUGGGGAGUGUGCUCUCUUAUGUUCAGUAAUUCAGCGGACUGGUCUUCCCCGUACUCGAAUGAUCUUUGGGCAAUUGCCCGUGUUCCAUGUUAACCUUGUUCCUCAUCUUAUUCUGUCCAGCUAUUUCUCCUUUGGGUACUUCGCCUCAGAGCCUCAGAGCCAAUGCAGGAUUUGCUGUUCAGAAGGACCCGAAGGCAUCCCGCAUGAUGCCAACCUCGGUUCACCUGCUCACGUAACACCCUAUCCAUCUGCCCGCUUAGGGGAACUAGCUCGCGCCGGCAGUGAGAUGUUCCCCAGGACAUCCUUCUUCCUCAUUCGACAGUUCUGGAUUCGGAACGCCAACACACUUGCCAAGAUAUUAAUUUCUUGCUUCUCCGGAGUGCUAGCGAAUUGGUCCUUGCCUUCAUCACUCAACGUGUCUGUCGAAACACUUCCGCUGCGCAGUAUUUUGCCAUUCCGUGCAUUCGCGCUCACGCGGCGAGACUUGGUACCAUGA
This is a messenger RNA of Cantharellus anzutake, 555 nucleotides long. RefSeq lists its product as uncharacterized. The transcript has 7 exons. Bases 1 to 555 code for a protein of 184 amino acids. The record is from RefSeq and is a predicted model, not a curated record. Lineage: Eukaryota; Fungi; Basidiomycota; Agaricomycetes; Cantharellales; Hydnaceae.